UGAUAGGUAAAUAACUGUUUAUUCAUACUUUUAACGGUACAGUACACACUGGUAUCAUGCUACUUUUACUUCCCCGAGAGCAGUGUGAAGCUAUUGAGUGAUGAUAUUUUCAACACCCAACAGUGCAAAUGUGAAAGAUGAGAAUACACUAUGUUGAAGUUCGUUGGUCUCUCUACACAAACAAUUCCAGGAGGUCCUUCAACUUGCAUGGAGGCUGGACAUAUAUGUAAACGAGUACGGAGAGCCAUCUUAUCCAUCUUCAUCAGAAAAAUUUGUCGUCAUAAAAAAUGGCAAAUCAAAACUCUAUGCGUAGGACUUGUGAUAUUUAUUGUGACAAAGUGCUUUUCAGUGAGAAAUAAUGAAAUCAUUUUUGGAUGUGAAACUGAUUUUGGUUACACUCCUUACAAGUUCAAAAACUUGAACAACAUUAGUAUUGAUCCAUUAAACGUUCAUCCUUUUCGAUAUAAAUUUGUGGCUAAUACGGUGUGUGAAAAGAACGAGGACAUUUACCUUCUAACGCUUGUAAAAUCUGCAACUCAUAACUACAAGAAUAGGCUAUACAUAAGACAGACAUGGGGCAAAGAAGCCAAAUCAGAAAACCGACGCCUGGUUUUUAUUCUUGGAUAUUCAGAAGUCCAGCAGGCAUCAAUAGAAUAUGAAAAUCAAGUGUUCAAGGAUAUAAUUCAAGAAGAUUUCCAGGAUAAUUAUUGGAGCAACACCUACAAAAUGGAGAUGGCAUUCAGCUGGAUAACCAAAUACUGUAAUUCUGCAAAAUAUGUUUUGUUUGUGGAUGAUGAUAUGUUUGUUAACAUGGAAAACAGUUUGAAAUAUCUUAGCUCUGUUGACAGCAGUAAUGUGGAAUAUCUUUAUAGUGGAUAUCUAGUGGAAAAACCAUUUCCCACCCGUGAUUACACUAACAAACAUUAUGUGUCGUGGGAAGAUUAUCCCUUUGACUGUUUUCCUCCUUACAUACCCUCAGGAACAGUGUUCUUUAACAAAGCUGCUAUAAAUACAUUUCAAAAAGUUAUCCCCUAUAUUCCUCACUUUAGAGAAGAUGAUGUCUAUCUAGGUAUUGUCGCACAGAAAGUUGGAAUCGUGCCCUCCGAUAUCAGCUUUCUCAUUAGAUUAGGAGAUGGUAAACCACACACCAAGUUCAUUCCAUGUUUUAUUUCUGAUCAUGGAUAUUCAAAUGCAGAUUUCUUUCAAGAAGCUUAUAGAGAACUCCAAACAAACACAAUUUCCAUAGAUUAUAUUAUGAAAGUAUGUGUAAAUGACAUAACCAGGGUAGGGCAUUAAAAGUGUUCAUUGCAAAGCUGAAGCAUUCUCAAAUCUCAAAGGAACUGGAUUUAUGUGUGUGUGCUUCCUUUUUGUUCUUGAUUUUUUGCUUGAAGAAAACAGGAUCCCAAAGCUUUGAUUUAUUUCUAAACAGAGGGUAAUGUUUGUAUUUUGUAAGGACACUCCAUGAGGUAAAAGAUGUUCAAACAAGAAGUACACGGGCAUUGUGUAAUACUGGUAAACUCGUGCCAUACACUGUGUAUCUUAUUUUCUAAUACUUAAUUGUUUUAGAAGCAUAGACAUUGUCUCUGUCUGUUUUUUUCUUUUUUUGAAAUACAUGAAAUGACAUUUUAAAUUAUUACUGUCGCUUAUACAUGUAUGUCAAAUUCAUGUUUCACAUUCCAGUCAAUCUCGAUCUGAAGCAUUUAGCAUGUUUAGUGAGUGUGUGGUUUUGCUUAUGUGCAAAUCACAAACCGUUUAAUGUUAUAGUAAUUUAGCUUUACUUAUUUUCCCCUCAAAGGGGAGGGGAUACAGUAUUGCAUUUGUAAUGUAAUUUGCAUCAGGACCCAUAUCUAAUGCUAUCUUGAUUUAUAUAUAUGUAGAUAUGUGCUCUUUGCCAAGGGUCGCUUCGCUUUGUGGUGCCCUUGUUUUUCUUCUGAUUUUAUGGAUUGAGUAGAUCAGUAAGGAGAAGUUUUUCCUCAUUACAUUUGCAAUUAAAUUUUUUUUAUUUUUAUAUGUAAUACAUUAAAUAGCUUUAAUUUAAUGCUUAACAUUUGCUAAGUCAUUUUAUUUAUCUUAUACAUGUAUAUACUGUAGACAUAUGCUUUGCAAUCCCACCAUGCCUUUUAGUGGCAUUUUUGUUGGCUUAUUUUAAUGAUCUGUGUAUUUUUUGUAUUCAUAAUAUUACUUGAUCUCAUUGUUUGUUUUUUGUUCAGAGUGUGCUGUGAUAAUAAAAUGUUGUCGGAGUUUUGAAUGGUGAUGGAUGUUUAAUAAAAAGUUUUUAAAAUACAUUAUUUUAUAAUUUCUUAAAAGAACAAGAUAGGCUAAGGCCCCUUUCUGGUCCCUGGUUUGGGGUGUCUCUAACAUUGUGAUACCUCAACUUAAAAUCCUGUAAGUUACUGUGAAAUCACUAAUUUUCAUGGGGGUUUAAUUUUCAUUAUUUUCAAGGUAUGAAGAGACCCAGGGAUUUAUGUCCUCCACAAAAUACAAUUUUUCACAUGUAUUAUUACUGAACAAUUCUUCAACCACAAAAUCAACUCCCCAUACCCCGUUAUAUUUUUUCAAACCACAAACUAUUUAACCCCUCAGAAAAUGUGAUUCUACAGUAUCAUCCUUGCAACAAACAAGUAUUGAUUUUAAGUUACAGGGUAUGGAGAGAUUACAGGAAGGUCACAAAAAUUGAUUAUUUUCCAGAUUUACUAAAUUUUAAAUUGUAUUCAUCUUUUCAUUAAUUUUCAAGCAAUUUGUUUCAGAAAACACAGAGAAAAAGGUUGCCUAUUUAGUCACAAACUAGUAUGAUAUACACCAUUUGUAUGAAAAUCUCAGGUCUCAGAUAAAAGUAGGCAAGGCUGUGUUCUCUUUUUAUCUCAGAUUUGACUAAAUUUCAUCAGAAUUGAGGACAUUUUAUAAAAUGGUCACUUUGCACCCUCAUGUUGCUUCCAGUUACACUUUGAAUUAAAAUAAAACAAGCAUCUGUCAUUUAAAACUAUCACAAUUUUAACUGUGCUUGUAGAAUACU
This is a messenger RNA of Saccostrea cuccullata (small rock oyster), 3013 nucleotides long. Its product is annotated as beta-1,3-galactosyltransferase brn-like. Gene Ontology annotation, cellular component: Golgi membrane. The record is from RefSeq and is a predicted model, not a curated record. The transcript is spliced from 3 exons. Gene Ontology annotation, molecular function: UDP-glycosyltransferase activity; hexosyltransferase activity. The coding region runs from base 151 to 1296 and encodes 381 amino acids. NCBI's taxonomy places the organism in Eukaryota, Metazoa, Mollusca, Bivalvia, Ostreida, Ostreidae.